UCACAGGAGCACUGUCAGAGCUGGUGAGCAGCGGACUUUUGGAUAUUUGAACGCGAUACAUAUCACAAAGAGAAAAUACAUCGUGAAAAGGUUCAAAAGUUCAUCUAGCAUGAACAACAUAAGUGUCUCAUUCCUGACUGGCCCAGAGACUACUCCUGACCCUGAUGAGGAAAAUGCUGUGAAAAAUAACUAUUCCACAGCCAUUGGUGCCCUCAUCUUCAGCUUGGUCUUCCUCCUGGGUGUCCCUGGAAAUCUUUUCGUUGUCUGGAGCAUCCUGGCUCGCUGCCGACAACGCUCAGUCACCACCCUCCUCAUCCUCAACUUGGCAUGUGCUGAUGGGUUCCUCAUGGCUCUCUCCAUCUUUUUCAUCAUCUUCCUGGCGUUGCGGACGUGGGUCUUUGGUAACGCCAUGUGCAAAAUUGUGUUCUACCUGUGCCACUCCAACAUGUAUGCAUCAGUCUUUCUGAUAACCCUGAUGAGCGUGAACAGGCUGUUGGCCGUGGUCUUUCCACACACACUGUAUCGCCUGAUCACCAGGAAGGUUGUGAGGAGGGUGAUCCUAGGCACAUGGGUGCUAGUGAUUGUCAUGUCUAUCCCCUCGUUGGUGUUUCGAGAUGUGAAAGGAGUAACUGAUGAUAUGAAUCAAACAAGAUAUUUGUGUGCACCCAAUCACACACUGCGUAGACACGUGAGGUUUGAGUACGCCUUUCAGACAGUGGCAGGAUUCAUUAUUCCUUAUGCAAUCAUUAUAACCAGCUACGUUCUCAUCCUGAAACGCCUGAGGGAGACCAGGUUUCAACGAAAUUUCCGCAGCGAGAAACUUAUCCUGGCUAUCGUCAUCAUGUUUGGCCUGUUCUGGUUGCCGUACCACGUCGUCAACAUGAUACGGGUGUCAGCUGCGUGGUACCCAAAGGACUCAGAAACAAGAAAACGAUUGCAUGAUAUCGCCGAGUCAACCCGAGCGGUGGCCGCAGCUUUGGCCUUCAUCAGCAGCUGUGCUAACCCCGUCCUCUACACCUUUGCUGGGAAAUCCUACAUCAAGAAUAAUGGCUUUGCCUUUAUGGCUAAGCUGUUUGAGGGAACAUCAUCGGAAACAGAAACCAAAACCACGCGGUUCACAGCAAAAGACGAUCUGGGAAAGAAUAACGUUGAUUCCGAAAAUAAUACACUGGCUUCUACUCUGCAAAAUCGAUGUUGAAUGAACUUAAUGCACUUAACAGACUGUAUAUAAAUGAGAACACUUAAAAUUGU
Molecule: messenger RNA, 1251 nt
Organism: Oreochromis niloticus (Nile tilapia)
Lineage: Eukaryota; Metazoa; Chordata; Actinopteri; Cichliformes; Cichlidae
Product: leukotriene B4 receptor 1
Exons: 5
Coding region: 110-1198 (362 amino acids)
Biological process (GO): inflammatory response; phospholipase C-activating G protein-coupled receptor signaling pathway; complement receptor mediated signaling pathway
Cellular component (GO): plasma membrane
Molecular function (GO): complement receptor activity; G protein-coupled receptor activity
Source: RefSeq, a predicted model, not a curated record